Molecule: messenger RNA, 786 nt
Organism: Penicillium alfredii
Lineage: Eukaryota; Fungi; Ascomycota; Eurotiomycetes; Eurotiales; Aspergillaceae
Product: PQ-loop repeat-containing protein
Exons: 4
Coding region: 1-786 (261 amino acids)
Source: RefSeq, a predicted model, not a curated record
AUGGACAUUCCAGCAGCAGAAAAUGUCCUCGGCACUCUAGGCGCGCUUCUCCCCCAAAUAAUCAUCAACUACAGAAGACACACCACCGAGGGUCUCCAGGACUCCAUGAUGCUCUUGUGGGCUGUAGCGGGCGUGCCGCUGGGGGUAUACAACAUUGUCAAGGAGUUAAAUGUGGCAUUGAGAAUUCAGCCACAGAUCCUGACGACUUUGAGUCUCGUCACUUGGGCGCAAUGUCUUUACUACGGCAAGAAAUACUCCGUGCUGAAAUGUGUCGCCAUUGUUGUCCCCCUCCUUCUAUUCUUCGGUGCCAUCGAAGUAGGACUCGUCUUCGCAUUACGACAAGCCCAAACCCGUGCCCUCGAGUGGCCUCUCAUCCUAAUGGCUGUGUUGAGUGCCUCCAUGCUUGCUGCGGGUGUGAUGAGACAUUAUUGGGAUAUCUACAUCCACCGUACCGUGCGAGGAAUUAGUUUCUUUUUCGUGGGCAUCGAUGCUGCGGGCGAUUUGUUUUCUCUUGUAUCUGCUGAUAUCGAUGUAUAUAUAGUGUUUGGAUCAUCUAUUGAUAUACUUGGCAUAGUGAUCUAUGGCACGGAACUGGCGCUUUGGUUGGGCAUUUUCCUCUGUGGAGGCGUGUUCAAUCUCUUGCCCUGGCUUAGGAGGCGGUCCAAGAGGCGGGAAGAGGCCUUGCAAGAGCCCGUUACUUUGCAUCCGAUGCCGUCGUCGACUUCGGUGUUUAGGACUGCAUCUGGGUCUGUGGUUGAACGGCGUGCUUGGCCGAGUACAUCUUGA